AUGCCGAUUAUCAACGGAUACAAGUACUCCUGUGAACCAUGCAUUCGCGGCCACCGAGCAACAUCAUGCACCCACACGGACAGAAUCCUCAUUGAAGUCCGCAAACCGGGCCGUCCGCUCGAGAGCUGUGGACAUGAGUUCGAUACCUGCACUUGCGGAAGACUUCGAGACAUCGGUUUUUUUAUUGAUGAUGUUCCAACACAUCCUAGCUUCAUCCCUGAGACCCAAGCAAGGUCAAUGACAUCUCCAACAACGGCGACAGCAAAAACGACGCAAGCCAAGGCUCGUUCGCGAGAGAAGCCUAAGAGAAGCAAACGACCAAGUAGGAAAACCUCCGCUGUUUCACAAGGCGAGGGGUCGAGGAAGAUGGAAGAAGGUUCAACAACUCAGCCUAUCGAUCAAACGCCAACUAUCCCCCAAGAACAGAGGUCAUCUUCCGUAUAUUCCCCCUUGAAUUCUCCUCCGUCUUCGAUGUGGUUUGGAUCGACGAACUCCACUGGGCAAGGAAUGGUCCCAGGUAUGGUCGAGGAUAUAACCAUGGGAUCCAACCCGUCGUUACAGCAGCCAGAGGCGCAAUCCGAGGAUCAGACAUAUACUCGCUUGCAGUAUAUGAUGCCAGGUCAGGAACAGACGUGGAGACCUAUGCGUUAG
This is a messenger RNA of Venustampulla echinocandica, 651 nucleotides long. RefSeq lists its product as uncharacterized. Gene Ontology annotation, biological process: positive regulation of transcription by RNA polymerase II; intracellular iron ion homeostasis; intracellular copper ion homeostasis. The record is from RefSeq and is a predicted model, not a curated record. Gene Ontology annotation, cellular component: nucleus. NCBI's taxonomy places the organism in Eukaryota, Fungi, Ascomycota, Leotiomycetes, Helotiales, Pleuroascaceae. Bases 1 to 651 code for a protein of 216 amino acids. Gene Ontology annotation, molecular function: RNA polymerase II cis-regulatory region sequence-specific DNA binding; DNA-binding transcription factor activity, RNA polymerase II-specific; copper ion binding. The transcript is spliced from 3 exons.